This is a messenger RNA of Xenopus tropicalis (tropical clawed frog), 6780 nucleotides long. RefSeq lists its product as uncharacterized. NCBI's taxonomy places the organism in Eukaryota, Metazoa, Chordata, Amphibia, Anura, Pipidae. Gene Ontology annotation, cellular component: nucleus. Gene Ontology annotation, molecular function: DNA binding. Gene Ontology annotation, biological process: regulation of DNA-templated transcription. The record is from RefSeq and is a predicted model, not a curated record. The transcript has 19 exons.
UCCCUGCUUCAUUAGUAACACCCCAGCCAAUGAGCGCGUCCGUAACUAAUUCAUUCGUUUCUUCUGUCCUACCAGGGCAUUCACACAGUGCGAGGGGCAAUAGAAUUUCCUACAGGUUUUCUGCACAAUUGCUACGUUCUAAUUCGUCAUAAUGCCCAAGUGUAUCGUUAAUGGAUGCCCACACAGGAGUGGCCAAAAACUGCUUUACCCGGAUGUUGUUUUACAUCCCUUUCCGAAAAAUAUCGAAAGGAUUAGAAACUGGCUGAUGCAAACAGGCCAGCACUCGGAAGACCUCGAACAACUUACCCAAAGGAUAUUUCAAGGGUGGAAAACGGCAAACUUCCGAAUGUGUUCUAAACAUUUUACGGAGGGUUCCUACAUGCAAAGCGGAUCGCGAAGAAUUUUAAAACCAAACGCAGUGCCAACAAUUUUCGAUACUGUCCAUGUUCCAGUUACAACUGUAAUGGCAGUCGCCCCAAUAGGAGCUUCUGCUAAACGAAGAAGGGUUGACGAUGGACGGCCAUCGACUUCUUCGACAAUCGUAAGAGUCGUUUCGCGUCUUGCUACUGUUGGAACGCAGACCGACGUCAAAGGGCACUUCCAGGCCAGUCCCUUCCACAAGGAGCCAAUGGGAAUGUGGGAGGAAGCGAGUGACCCAGUGAUGGGGAAGAAGGAUAAAAAUGAGGAGCGGAAGGAGAGAAUCCUGAAUCUCACACUGGAGAUUAUCUAUCUGCUGACUGGAGAGGGCUACGUCAUCCCUAAGAAGAAGAGCCCAACUGUGGGUUUGGGGGCCCUGCAUGCCCCUGGCUCCGUCAUACAGAAGGAAAAUGACAAGAAGAUCCUGGAACUCAUCUCCAACAUCAUCCAGCUGCUGACUGGAGAGGUUGCCAUAAGGUGUGAGGAUGUUUCCAUCUAUUUUUCCUUGGAGGAGUGGGAGUAUAUAAAAGCAAACCAGGUUCCUUACAGGGAAGGGAUAAAGGAGGAGGAGGAGCCCCAGCAGCUCCGCCCACUGGCCUGUGAGUAUAAAGAUGGGAGCGAUGUUACAGCACAUACGGAAGCAACUUUAUGUUGUAAUAAUGAUGGGAAUCUCACAAACCCUCAUGUUUCUCCAGCGGAACAGCCCCCACCGGCCAAUGGGAUUAAAGAGGAGGCGGCUUCAUGUGAAGGGGGAAACCAAUCAGAUUACAGCAUUAAUCCCCUUACAGAACAGAUACAGGGAACAGACACACCUACUCCUAUCAUGGGGUGCAGCCUGAAUAACAGCUCGGCAGAGGAUUAUAUAUCGGUUGUUAUUAAAGAGGAAGAAUCUUCAUGGGAAGGGGGAAACCAAUCAGAUUGCAGCAUUAAUCCCCUUACAGAACAGAUACAGGGAACAAAUACUCCUAUCAUGGGGUGCAGCCUGAAUAGUUUAAAAAUGACGGGUAAUAAUCAUGAUGAAAAUUCCCAACAAUCUCACAUAACAGAAAAUCACAAACACAAUAAACCCUAUUCUUGUUCUUAUUGUGGAAAAUGUUUUUUAAAUCAAUCCGACCUUAAAUGCCAUGAAGUAACUCACACAGGAGAGAAACCUUUUUGUUGUUCUGAAUGUGGGAAAUGUUUUUCAGGUAAAUCACACCUUAUCAUUCAUCAUAGAGCCCACACAGGAGACAAACCUUUUUCUUGUAAAUGUGGGAAACGUUUUUCAAAUCAAUCCAACCUUGCUCGUCAUGAAAGGACUCACACAGAGGAGAAACCAUUUUCUUGUUCUGAAUGUGGGAAAUGUUUUUUAAACCAUUUCUAUCUUGCGCGUCAUCAAAGGACUCACACAGGGGAGAAACCAUUCUCUUGUUCUGAAUGUGGGAAAUGUUUUUCAGUCCCAUAUCACCGUGAUCGUCAUCAGAGAACUCACACAGGGGACAAACCAUUCUAUUGUUCUGAAUGUGGGAAAUGUUUUUCUAACCAAUAUCACCGUGAUCGUCAUCAGAGAACUCACACAGGGGAGAAACCAUUCUAUUGUUCUGAAUGUGGGAAAUCUUUUACAAGUCGAUCUAACCUUGAUCGUCAUCAUAGAACCCACACAGAGGAGAAACCAUUUUCUUGUUCUUAAUGUGGGAAAUGUUUUUCAAAGCACUCUUGCCUUGAUCGGCAUCAAAAGACUCACACAGGGGAGAAACCAUUUUCUGAAUGAGGGAAAUUAUUUGCAUUGAACAGUAAUCUAAAAAUACUCUUUCGCAUGAGAAAAACUGUACUUUACACAUCUGGAGAGGACCUGAGAGAGAACUCAAGGCGUGUGGGCGGAGUCCACCAGUGGCGUGUUAGUCGCGUCAUUUCUGAUUGGCUCAUGGAAACUAUAUUCCAUCUACACUGGGAACUGAACCUAAUAGCGGGAUACCGGGCAAGAUCCUAUCGCCACAUCCCGGGAAGGUUCUGCGGGUUGGAUCUAAGCCCUCUCGCCUCGGAUCCUGCGGGCCAGCUGGAUGUCCUUGGGCAUGAUGGUGACCCUCUUGGCGUGGAUGGCGCACAGGUCGGUCUUGAAGUCCUGAGCGAUCUCCCGGACCAGGCGCUGGAAAGGCAGCUUGCGGAUGAGCAGCUCGGUGGAUUUCUGGUAGCGGCGGAUCUCCCGGAGAGCGACUGUGCCGGGCCGGUAUCUGUGAGGCUUCUUGACGCCGCCGGUGGCUGGGGCGCUUUUCCUGGCUGCCUUGGUAGCCAACUGCUUGCGGGGAGCUUUCCCUCCGGUGGAUUUACGGGCGGUCUGCUUGCCGCUUUGGGUUUGGCUGCCUUGGCCUUUGCGGGGCUCUUUGUAGCUUUAGGCUUGGUGGGCUUCUUAGCCGGGCUCUUGGCAGCUUUGGGCUUGGCGGCCUUUUUAGCCGGGCUCUUGGCCACCUUCUUGGGUUUGGCAGCUUUGGGCUUCUUGGGGCUUUUGGCGGCCUUUGCCGGUUUCUUCACCUUCUUGGGGCUCUUUGCUGCUGCCGAGACCUUCUUGGGCUUUUUAGGGGACUUGGGCGCCUUCUUUGCCGCCGCCGCUGGUUUCUUGACUUUGGGCGCCGCUGGCUUCUUCUUGGCCGCCUUCUCCUUACUCUCCAGCGGCUUCUUGUUCAGCUUGAAGGAUCCGGAGGCUCCGCUCCCCUUGACUUGGCCUCCGGCAGCCAGAGCCUUCUUGAGAGCGGCCAGGGACACCCCGCUGCGCUCCUUAGAGGCGGACACGGCUUUCACGAUCAGUUCGGCCGCGCUGGGCCCGGCGGGUUUCUUGGCUUUAGCGCCUCCCUUCUUGGGCUGCUUCUUCUUGGCAGCGGCGGGUUCUGCCGGGGGAGGGGCGGGAGCGAUGGGAAUGUGGGAGGAAGCGAGUGACCCAGUGAUGGGGAAGAAGGAUAAAAAUGAGGAGCGGAAGGAGAGAAUCCUGAAUCUCACACUGGAGAUUAUCUAUCUGCUGACUGGAGAGGGCUACGUCAUCCCUAAGAAGAAGAGCCCAACUGUGGGUUUGGGGGCCCUGCAUGCCCCUGGCUCCGUCAUACAGAAGGAAAAUGACAAGAAGAUCCUGGAACUCAUCUCCAACAUCAUCCAGCUGCUGACUGGAGAGGUUGCCAUAAGGUGUGAGGAUGUUUCCAUCUAUUUUUCCUUGGAGGAGUGGGAGUAUAUAAAAGGAAACAAGGCCCUUUACAAGGAAGGGAUAAAGGAGGAGGAGGAGCCCCAGCAGCUCCGCCCACUGGCAGCCUGUGAGUAUAAAGAUGGGAGCGAUGUUACAGCACAUACGGAAGCAACUUUAUGUUGUAAUAAUGAUGGGAAUCUCACAAACCCUGAUGUUUCUCCAGCGGAACAGCCCCCACCAGCCAAUGGGAUUAAAGAGGAAGAGGCUUCAUGUAAAGGGGGAAACCAAUCAGAUUGCAGCAUUAAUCCCCUUACAGAACAGAGACAGGGAACAGACACACCUACUCCUAUCAUGGGGUGCAGCCAGAAUACCUCACAAAUGAAGGGUAAUAAUUACAAUGAAAAUUCCCACCCAUCUCUACAGAAAUCUGACAAAAAAAAUAAAUUACUUGGGAAAUACAGCUGCAAUGAGUGUCAUAAACAUUUUACUCAGAAGAAAAACUUAGAUAAACAUCAUAGAACCCACACUGGGGAGAAGCCAUUUUCUUGUUCUGAUUGCGGGAAAUCUUUUUCAACAAAACCUGGACUUGAUCGUCAUCACAAAACCCACACAGGGGAGAAACCAUUUUCUUGCUCUGAAUGUGGGAAAUGUUUUAUAACAAAACCAGAACUUGAUCUUCAUCAUAGAACCCACACAUGGGAGAAACCAUUUUCUUGUUCUGAAUGUGGGAAAUGUUUUACAAAUGUAUCUAAUCUUAUUCGUCAUCAAAGGACUCACACGGGGGAAAAACCAUUUUUUUGUUCUGAGUGUGGAAAAUGUUUUUCAAAUGCAUCAAACCUUAUUCGUCAUCGCAGAACCCACACAGGAGAUAAUCCAUUUUCUUGUUGCAAAUGUGGGAAAUGUUUUACAAAUGUAUCUAAUCUUAUUCGUCAUCAAAGGACUCACACAGGGGAGAAACCAUUUUCUUGUUCUGAAUGUGGGAAAUGUUUUUCAAAGCAAUCUUACCUUGAUCGUCAUCAAAGGACUCACACAGGGGAGAAACCAUUCUCUUGUUCUGAUUGUGGGAAAUCUUUUUCAACAAAACCUGAACUUGAUCAUCAUCAUAGAAUCCACACUGGGGAGAAACCAUUCUCUUGUUCUGAAUGUGGGAAAUUGUUUUCAAAUGCAACAAACCUUAUGCGACAUCAAAGGAUUCACACAGGGGAGAAAACAUUUGCUUGUUCUAAAUGAGGAAAAUUAUUUGCAUUGAACAGUAGUCCUAAGCUGAUGGGAAUGUGGGAGGAAGCGAGUGACCCAGUGAUGGGGAAGAAGGAUAAAAAUGAGGAGCGGAAGGAGAGAAUCCUGAAUCUCACACUGGAGAUUAUCAAUCUGCUGACUGGAGAGGGCUACGUCAUCCCUAAGAAGAAGAGCCCAACUGUGGGUUUGGGGGCCCUGCAUGCCCCUGGCUCCGUCAUACAGAAGGAAAAUGACAAGAAGAUCCUGGAACUCAUCUCCAACAUCAUCCAGCUGCUGACUGGAGAGGUUGCCAUAAGGUGUGAGGAUGUUUCCAUCUAUUUUUCCUUGGAGGAGUGGGAGUAUAUAAAAGGAAACAAGGCCCUUUACAGGGAAGAGUUAAUGGAGGAGGAGGAGCCCCAGCAGCUCCGCCCACUGGCCUGUGAGUAUAAAGAUGGGAGCGAUGUUACAGCACAUACGGAAGCAACUUUAUGUUGUAAUAAUGAUGGGAAUCUCACAAACCCUGAUGUUUCUCCAGCGGAACAGCCCCCACCGGCCAAUGGGAUUAAAGAGGAGGUGGCUUCAUGGGAAGGGGGAAACCAAUCAGAUUGCAGCAUUAAUCCCCUUACAGAACAGAUACAGGGAACAGACACGCCUACUCCUAUCAUGGGGUGCAGCCUGAAUAACAGCUCGGCAGAGGAUUAUAUAUCAGUUGUUAUUAAAGAGGAAGAAUCUUCAGGGGAAGGGGAAACCCAAUCAGAUUGCAGCAUUAAUCCCCUUACAGAACAGAUACAGGUAACAGACACGCCUACUCCUAUCAUGGGGAAUAGUUUAAAAAUGGAGCGUAAUAAAAAUGAUGAAAAUUCCCACCAAUCUCCACAUAAAUCUCACAUAACAGAAAAUACAUUAAGUGGGAAAUACAGCUGCAAAGUGUGUCACAAACACUUUAGUCAUAAGAGAGACUUAAAUAAACAUCAAAGAACCCACAAUAAACCCUAUUCUUGUUCUAAUUGUGGAAGAUGUUUUAUAAAUCGAUCCGACCUUAAACGCCAUGAAAUAACCCACACAGGAGAGAAACCUUUUUCUUGUUCUGAAUGCGAGAAAUGUUUUUCAAGUAAAUCACAACUUAACAUUCAUCAGAGAAUCCACUCAGGAGACAAAGCUUUUUCUUGUGGGAGAUGUGGGAGAUGUUUUUCAAAGCAAUCACUCCUAAAAAUUCAUUAUAGAACCCACACAGGGGAGAAACCAUUUUCAUGUCUUGAAUGUGGCAAAUGUUUUUCAAACAAAUCUGACCUUAAUCGCCAUCAUAUAACUCACACAGGGGUGAAACCUUUUUCUUGUUCUGAAUGUGGGAAAUGUUUUUCAAAUCGAUCUGACCUUGCUCGUCAUCAAAGGACCCACUCAGAGGACAAACCAUUUUCUUGUUCUAAUUGUGGGAAAUGUUUUUUAAGCCAUUUCUAUCUUGCUCGUCAUCUCAAGACUCACACAGGGGAGAAACCAUUCUCUUGUUCUGAAUGUGGGAAAUGUUUUUCAAACCCAUAUCUCCUUGCUUGUCAUCAGAGAAUUCACACAGGAGAGAAACCAUUUUCUUGUUCUGAAUGUGGGAAAUGUUUUACAAGUCGAUCUAACCUUGAUCGUCAUCAGAGAACUCACACAGGGGAGAAACCAUUUUCUUGUCCUGAUUGUGAGAAAUGUUUUUCAACCCAUGCACACCUUAAAAAUCAUUAUACAACCCACACUGGGGAGAAACCAUUUUCUUGUUCUGAUUGUGGGAAAUGUUUUUCAAAGAACUCUCACCUUUAUAAGCAUCGAAAGACUCACACAGGGGAGAAACCAUUUUCUGAAUGAGGGAAAUGAUUUGUAUUGAACAGUAGUCUAAAAAUACUCUUUCACACAUGAGAAAAACUGUAAACUUGUUUUCCGAAUGAGGCUAAAAGACUCCUGGUAAAGACUCCUGAUGGACACUGGGUAAUGCUAAGACAGGUGGUGCACCAAAGCAGAAU